Messenger RNA from Strongylocentrotus purpuratus (purple sea urchin), 1162 nucleotides. RefSeq names its product pyroglutamylated RF-amide peptide receptor-like. The record is from RefSeq and is a predicted model, not a curated record. The transcript has 5 exons. Gene Ontology annotation, cellular component: membrane. The coding region runs from base 332 to 1162 and encodes 276 amino acids. Gene Ontology annotation, biological process: G protein-coupled receptor signaling pathway. Gene Ontology annotation, molecular function: G protein-coupled receptor activity. Lineage: Eukaryota; Metazoa; Echinodermata; Echinoidea; Camarodonta; Strongylocentrotidae.
CUCUGCAAUCGUUUCGGACACACCGUGUAAUAACGACCUACUAUCACGAAGUUUGAGCGGGUGCGUCAAUUGCAACUUUUUGUCGCACUACAACUCUAUAUUCUAUUAUCAGUUACAGUCGGAAAUAAAACGGACAGUGUAGGAUUUCUGCUUCCUAUAUAAGGAGAGUGAAUCGUUGUAGGCCUAUCAUUUAUUUCUUAGCAGUCACGUUGCUCGAGAUAAGGACUGAAAUGCGAUUGUUCGUUGACAAACAUAUCGCCAAGGAGCAUACAAAUACGUAUUAGAAGUUUAGCCAUUAGCUCGAAAGCAGAGAACGUAACGAGUGAUCAAAAUGUCGACCACAUCAAUCAUGUACUCUGUCGUCAUGGCAACGCUAAAUGCGACUGCUGAGCCUUCCUCCGAACCCGAGCCGGAACCCGAAUCGGAACCCGAACCUGAACCAGAGAUGAUCAUGGGUACCAUGGAGCCGGAGCCAUGGAUAACCGGGAUAUUGUUUGGGGAGCCGUUUCCUGAGUUUUCUUCGGAGCCUGUGGCCGAACCGGAACCGACAAUGAACUUUUGCGCCCAGGUCAUCCUCGCCCUCAUUGCCGCCAUCAUCCUCGUGGUCGGUUCCAUCGGAAAUGCACUCGUCAUCGCCGUCAUAUCGAGGAUGAAAGUGGAUCGGACCGUCACCGAGCUCUUUCUUCUCUCUCUGGCCGUCGCUGAUCUAUUUGUGUGCGUCAUAUGCACGCCAUUAAUCAUCAUUGGAAUCACUGUGCACCAGAAACAUACCGGUGUCUCAUAUAUCGUGGAACAGGUCAUGUUCUAUUUCUCCUCCGUGGCUUCAAUCCUAAGUCUAUCCGCCAUCGCCCUUGACCGCCAUGACGCCGUCAUUCACCCCAUGUCGAGAAGGCUGAACAUCCAGCGCUCGAAACAGGUCCUGGUCGUCAUUUGGUUGAUAUCGAGCGCAGCGGCGGUCACCAUCUAUUUCAUCCCGCAGAAUUACGAGUUCGGCGUCCUGGCCGUUUUCUUCAUCGUCCCCUUGGUCUUCAUGGUCGCCUGCUAUUACCGCAUCGUGCGAGUAGCGAGACAGUCUGCGUCGAGGGUGAGGAGAGCCAGCGAGGCGGGGCUGAAGAAAAGCACGAAAACCCCGGGUAGGUCCUUGCUUCGUACUCCUCUUUAG